UCAGGAGUUGUAGAACCAAGGUUCCAGUUCUUAUGCGACUUGCUAGAGAAGCUGGAAGUUGCUUUUUUGGGGCGAAAACCGGUCAGGGAGGAAAGGCUGUAUUUCGUCCGCUGGACCACCACCUCAGGGGAACGAUGGACGCAGAGUCCACAGCCACUGCCGCCAUCUCUGCGGAGCUGGCUUCUGCCGACAAAAUUGAAGAUGAUGCUCCUGCUCCUUCUACCUCUGCAGAUAAAGUGGAGAGUUUGGAUGUGGAUAGUGAAGCUAAGAAGCUAUUGGGCUUAGGACAGAAGCAUCUGGUGAUGGGGGAUAUUCCAGCAGCUGUCAAUGCUUUCCAGGAAGCAUCUAGUCUUUUAGGUAAAAAGUAUGGAGAGACGGCUAAUGAGUGUGGAGAAGCUUUCUUUUUCUAUGGGAAAUCUCUUCUGGAGUUGGCAAGAAUGGAGAAUGGUGUUUUGGGAAAUGCCCUGGAAGGUGUGCAUGUGGAAGAGGAGGAAGGAGAAAAAACAGAAGAAGAAUCUCUGGUAGAAAAUAAUGAUAACAUAGAUGAGGAAGCAAGGGAAGAGUUGAGAGAACAGGUUUAUGACGCCAUGGGAGAAAAAGAAGCAAAAAAAACGGAAGACAAGUCUCUGGUAAAGCCUGAAAUUGAUAAAGAACAGGAGACUGAACAGGAGAAGGGUGAAAGAGAAGAUAUGGAUAUAAGUGAGCCUGCAGAGUUACUACAGGAAAAAGUUGAAUCAACUCCAGAUCACUUAACUGAAACCACUGAAAAGGCAAAAGGAGUAGCAGCAUCAGAAGGACUGAUUGAAGCUGAGGUCAUUGCUGAGAAGCCAGAAAACGAAACACCUGAUGUUGAGGAAGGAAAAUCAGUUUCUGUAACAGAAAUCCAAGAAGAGUAUAGCGAAAAAGGUCAGGAGAAACAGGAAGAAGUAAUUGUGAACCUAGAGGAGAAGCCAGAAGAAGCUUCAGAAGAGCAGCCCACUGUGACUCUAGAAAAGCAGGCCACUGCAGUGGAGGUAGAAGCAGAGCCUAUAGAUUCAACAGUCAAGCCGGUGGAUGUGGGUAGGGAUGAGCCAAAGGAGCAGGUAGCUGCCUCUAAAAAUGAUCCAGGAAAAGCUGUUCCUGAGCAGUUGGUAGGGCAAGAAAUGCCUCCUGCUGAAGAGUCACCAGAGUUAACAACAGAGGCUGCAAAAGAUGGGUCACAAGCCUCUGAGAAGCCUGGGCAGGAGGCCAAAGUUCUCUCUAAGGAUGGUACAGUCAGUGGACUGUCAGCUGCAGGAGAUCAGACUCCUGAACCAGAGACUAAUGCAGAAGGAUUAACAGAAAGAAAAGCUGGCUCAGGACUAGAAGAGGGCAGGGCAGAGUUGGUUCCUAACCAGGAGGAGACCAAGCUGUCUCUAGAAGAAUCUGGGGCAGCUGGAAAUGGGUUUGAGACCAAGGUAGCCCAGGGGGGUACUGAGAAAUCCCCUGAAGACAAAGUUAAGAUAACUGCUAACGAAGAAACACAAGAGAGAGAAGAACAGAUGAAAGAGGGUGAAGAAACUGAGGGCUCAGAAGAAGAGGAUAAAGAAAAUGACAAGGCUGAAGAAACACCAAAUGAUUCAGUUCUUGAAAACAAGUCACUUCAAGAAAAUGAAGAGGAGGAGAUUGGGAACCUAGAGCUUGCCUGGGAUAUGCUGGAUUUAGCAAAGAUCAUUUUUAAAAGGCAAGAAACAAAAGAAGCUCAGCUUUAUGCUGCACAGGCACAUCUUAAACUUGGAGAAGUUAGUGUUGAAUCUGAGAAUUAUGUCCAAGCUGUGGAGGAAUUCCAGGCUUGCCUAAACCUGCAAGAGCAGUACCUGGAAGCCCAUGACCGUCUCCUUGCAGAGACCCACUACCAGUUGGGCUUGGCCUAUGGGUACAACUCUCAGUAUGAUGAGGCAGUGGCACAGUUCGGCAAAUCUAUUGAAGUCAUUGAGAAGAGAAUGGCUGUACUAGAUGAGCAGAUGAAGGAGGCUGAAGGAUCACGUACUGAAUAUGAGAAAGAAAUUGAGGAGCUGAAGGAACUGCUACCUGAAAUUAGAGAGAAGAUAGAAGAUGCAAAGGAGUCCCAGCAUAGUGGGAAUGUAGCUGAAUUGGCUCUGAAAGCAACUCUGGUAGAGAGCGCUACUUCAGGUUUCACUCCUAGUGUAGGAGGCUCUUCAGUCUCCAUGAUUGCCAGUAGAAAGUCAACAGAUGGUGCUUCCUCAUCAAAUUGUGUGACUGAUAUUUCCCACCUUGUCAGAAAGAAGCGGAAACCAGAGGAAGAGAGUCCCCGGAAAGAUGAUUCAAAGAAAGCCAAACAAGAGCCGGAGGUGAAUGGAGGCAGUGGGGAUGCAGUCUCCAGUGGAAAUGAAGUUUCUGAAAACAUGGAGGAGGAGGCUGAGAAUCAGGCUGACAGCCGGGCAGCAAUGGAGGGGACAGUGGAGGCUGCAGCUACAGUUGAAAGCACUGCAUGUUAAGAGGGAAAAGAGCCUUCCUCCCAAGGGAAAGUGUUUUUGUAUAUAAUGUAUUUUUUCACUUUUGGGGGAUUUUGUAUAACUUCAAUAAAGAUUGUAUGCAAAGGUU
Molecule: messenger RNA, 2583 nt
Organism: Eptesicus fuscus (big brown bat)
Lineage: Eukaryota; Metazoa; Chordata; Mammalia; Chiroptera; Vespertilionidae
Gene: NASP
Product: nuclear autoantigenic sperm protein
Exons: 16
Coding region: 33-2477 (814 amino acids)
Biological process (GO): DNA replication-dependent chromatin assembly; CENP-A containing chromatin assembly
Cellular component (GO): nucleoplasm
Molecular function (GO): histone binding
Source: RefSeq, a predicted model, not a curated record